This is a messenger RNA of Baudoinia panamericana UAMH 10762, 813 nucleotides long. RefSeq lists its product as uncharacterized. The transcript is spliced from 2 exons. Lineage: Eukaryota; Fungi; Ascomycota; Dothideomycetes; Mycosphaerellales; Teratosphaeriaceae. The record is from RefSeq and is a predicted model, not a curated record. Bases 259 to 705 code for a protein of 148 amino acids.
GUACCUACGCUUUCAACUUUGGCUCGGGACACCUGGCGCAGGGCUCGCCACACCCUUUCGUGGCUGCGUUGAGGCGUACAAUCGGAUUCGCCAACGCUACGACCGGCUUAAUCCUUGUCAUCAUUGUUCUGUUGACUUUGAUCACAAUCAGCGUCCUGUCGCUUGCGACUCGACAAAUGAUUGCGUUCGCGCGCGAGGAGGACCACCCGCUAGCGAGCUGGAUCACACGGUAAAACGAGAGGACGAGAGCACCUUUCAAUGCAAUCCUCGUGUCGUCUAUGUUACGGUUCUUGUUGCUGUUGUACAUUUGGGCAGCGAGGCCGCGUUCAUCACUACGGUUGGUCUUGCGACUGCAGGGCUAAUGCUAAGCUAUCUGAUCGCUAUUGGAUGCAUCGUGCAACGGCGACCGUGUGGUCGGGAGCUUUAAGCCACUUGCUGGUCGCUCGGCAGAGCUGGCCUUCCAGUCAACAUUGCUGCAAUGAUAUACAGCUCGUGGUGCGUAUUCUGGUCGCUGUGGGCCGACACGAUAUCAUGUCACAGCAAAGAAUCUCAAUCUCACUGCGGUGUUACUGGCGGGCUUCACGAUUGCGGCAUGUGUGGCUUACUCUUGGAAAGGGAAGGACUGCCAUGUGGCACAGGCGCGGAGAGUGGAGGGAGACGCAGAACAAUGGUAACGAUUCGUUGCGGGACUGUCCAAGUCAAUGAUUCCGGGUUUAUGCGCUCUCCUUCCAGUCAUGGGUACCGGUAUCCUGCUAUGAUCCGCUAAUAUGCGUGUGGCCUGCCUUGGUGGGGGUGGCCUGUUACCCCAGUACA